Messenger RNA from Caenorhabditis angaria, 276 nucleotides. The record is from the annotation of a GenBank genome assembly. NCBI's taxonomy places the organism in Eukaryota, Metazoa, Nematoda, Chromadorea, Rhabditida, Rhabditidae.
AUGAAAUCUCAACAACAAUUAAAUAUCGUGUUAUUAGUCCAAUUCACCCUGCCAUUUCUAACAAUUCACAUCCCAUUUUAUCUAACUUUUAUAAUGCCUCUUCUAAAUAUUUCAUCAACUGAAUUCUCAGUUUAUCUUCCAUUUUUAUAUUCCUGGUGUCCGGCAUUGAAUCCGAUUAUUGUAUUGAUUAUGGUCAAAACUAUUCGGGAUAAGAUCUUGCAUCCGGGAAGAUCUUCGCAAGUUCAAUCGAUCAUUCACAUCAAACAACAUACUUGA